AUGUUUAUCAAUACUAAACCAGUUAAUUCAUCAAUUACAUGUAACAUCUACCUUCAAUCUCCCCUCUUAUGCAUAAAUAGCACAAGCCUUGUAAGAUGUAAUUUAAUUCAAAAAAUUAUAGGUAGAUAUGACUUAGAAGAAAAUAGGUGUUUGGAGAUAGCUUAAAGAAAUUUUGGCUGUUCAUCUGACUUAAAUAAGGAGGCCUGCAUUUAUUAAUUAACAAACCAAUAGGGAUAAGGUGUUAAUUGUAGAAAUAUUUAUAUAUUUUAGGUAUUUUUCUUGAGAGAUGCCGACCAAUAAGCGAUGUGCAACUUUAGAAGUUAAGUUGCUCUGAUAGAAUUAACAAACUAGCUUGCAUGAAUUUACCCUAAAAAUUUUGUGUUUGGAACAAUAAAUGUUAAAAUUUAGAUGAUAGAGCUAACUUAAAUUAGUGUUAUGCAUCCAAUUUACCUGUUACUCCCUACACUUGUUAGCAAUCACAGUCAGACUUAUGUAUUAUAAGAUUACUAAGUAGGCAUGAGUAGUUGGAAGCAUGGUGGCUUUAGAUGUAUUGGAGUUGAAAUCGAUUAAUUAAAUACAAUAACUUGCAAUUAGAAAGGGUUGAAUGAAAAAGCAUGUAUUGCUAUUAAAACAAGAGAUUAAUAAUGUAAGAUACAGGAUUUAUCUUAGGCAUUUUUUAAAAUAAACGCUGUAGUUCUAUUGAGCCCUCUUAAAUCACAUCAUGUGAUCUUAAAUUGAACAUACAUGCCUGUCUUUCUUCAAAACAAAAUAAUAAAUUGCAAUGUGAAUGGUUUGACUCUUCUUGUAGAGUAUUUCAAAGUAAGGAAGAUGAUUGCCCCUCUAGAAGCUUAGUAAACUCUUCUGUUUGUUCAAACUCUAAGAAGCUCUGCAUGUAUAAUGAAAAAGAGAAAAUCUGUUAAAAAAUUCAUGUAGAGACAAGAAAUUCUUUGAAUUGUAAUACGAUUGGAUUAUCUAAGGGAGGGUGCCUAUUAGNUGCAUUCUAAAUAUAUAUAUUUAAUACUUGA
Molecule: messenger RNA, 1025 nt
Organism: Paramecium octaurelia
Lineage: Eukaryota; Ciliophora; Oligohymenophorea; Peniculida; Parameciidae
Source: the annotation of a GenBank genome assembly